AUGAAAUCUCCUACUUAUAUAUUAAAGAAUGCUUAUUAAGAACAUUUAGUUGAAUAAUAAUAUAUCAAACAUGUUUCAAAGAUAUAAAAUAUUACAGCUAAAAAUGUCUAAGUUAAUUAGAGUGAGUAAGAGUAAAUGAACAAAGUAUGAGUAUUUUAUUAAAAUAUAACUUUUUAGAUAAAAUAUUAUAGAUAAUAGAAGGAGAGGACUCGUAAAUUUAUGGAACAACAAACAAAAAUAUUUAGAUAGUAAUCAGACAAUGUAUUAGCGAAAAAAAUAAUAUCAGAAGAUUCUAAGACUAGAAAAGUCCAUGAAGCAAAAAGUGUAAAAUCAUUAAUUGCAACAGCUUAAAAAUAAUAAUCAUAUGAAAUAGGUUUAGAAAAUAUAAGAUUGGGUAAAAGAAUAUUACAUUUACCAUCUGUAAUAAAGAAAAAGGAAUUUGAUAAAUCUUAUGCAAAACAUGAAUAAAAUAUGAUGUAUGCUAGUAGAAUGAGAAAUUAAAAUAAAUCAAAGACUCCAUCUAAUAAAUUAAUAAAAGAUUGUGGUCCAAUAUUUACAGAGAUACCAAUAACAUUCAAAUUAGUAGUAUUUAAUAAAGAAGUAAUAAAUAAUAAAGAUUAAUGUAUAGUUACAAAAUAAGGAUUAAAAAACAGAAUGUUUGUAUUGUGUUGAGGUUUAUUUAAAAGAAUAAUUAUUGCAAAGAACAGGUAAUAAGAAAUGAUUAUAAUAAAUUUAGAUUCUGUGGCAUUUGAAUAAUUUUAAUAAUUAAGUUUUAAAGUACCAAUGAAUGAAUAAUAAUAUGAAGGAUAUUAGAAUGAUCCUUUAAUUUUAAAGAUUUGGAAGAUAAAGAAUAAUAGUGAAUUAUAUAUGGGAUAAAUAUUUGUAGGAUUUAAUGAUUAAUUGAGUGAGAAAGAUUUAAUGAAGAGAGUAAAUGAUAGAGAAAUUUGGAAUGGUUUUAUUUAAUUAUGA
This is a messenger RNA of Paramecium sonneborni, 969 nucleotides long. NCBI's taxonomy places the organism in Eukaryota, Ciliophora, Oligohymenophorea, Peniculida, Parameciidae. The record is from the annotation of a GenBank genome assembly.